AGCUAAAGUCAAACUAACUAGCCUACUUGCACCAGAGCUUGCAGCUAUAACACAACAUACACCUCGCGUUCAUCACCACCUCCUGCGCACAAUGGCAACGGCAACACAAUUCUCGCUACCGGAUCAGAUACUCAACCCAACAUCUCUUCCUCCGCCGGCCUUCACCUUCGACAACUACCUCUCUCGCGCACUACCGACCCUAGGCCGUCCAUCCAAGGUCGCGCGCCCAAUCUGUCCCGACUACCGAUCCUCUAACGGCACACAAUGCCCUCGCGGUCCUACCUGCCCAGAUCGCCACUACGUGCCUCCCUCUGAACGUAGUGGUAUCGGUCAUCUCAUCUGCAAGCAUUACCAACGCGGUCUGUGCAAGAAAGGUGAAGCCUGCGAAUUCGCCCACACGUUCAACCUCCGAGAUGAAAAAGAGUGCAAAGAGUUCAGUCGGUAUGGAAUAUGCCCACAGGGAGACGAGUGUACGUCCCUCCACAUCCCUCCCACAGCAGAGAUCCGGCGCGCAGCCUGCGCGCAUUAUGCUCGAGGGUUCUGUCCGCUUGGCCCGUACUGUGAGAGAAGACAUGUGAAGCACAAGCGGCUAUGUCCGUAUUACUUGGCAGGAUUCUGUCCAAAUGGGAGGGCGCAUCCUCCAGAUACGGACAAAGUGGUGUCGUGCGAGUUUGGCGCGCACGCGAAGUGGAUCAAGGAUGAGGAUAUGAAUCCGAAGAAACCUCUGGUGAGAAAGGUCAAGGAUGAGGAGACUUUGAGGAUGGAACAGGAGGAGAGGGAGAAUGAAUACUAUCAAGAGGAAGAGAGGAGGCGAGAGAAGUUCGAGAAGGAUGGUGGAAGCGGUGGAUGGCAAAGGGGUGGACGUGGUAGGGGGAGAGGAGGGAGGGGGUACAGGAGUAAGAGGUACUAGAGGCGGAACAAGCAGCUCGGGUCCGUGGUGGAAAAGGGAAACGAUUCUGAUGAGCUUUGUGUAUGCUUUAGCGAGGCGUUUGGGAGGGGCAUUUGCAUGCGUGGGAAGAUCACUGCUUCAAACGCGAUCGCUCGACUCUGUUCUUGUGAUCACAACGAGAGCGUAUACAAGGAGAGGAGCAUAUACACAGCGAGAUCUAUUGUGUAGCAGUACAAGCCGUUCUGGCCUACGACCGAGAAGGCGUGUGAAAAGCUGCGUUCCGCAU
This is a messenger RNA of Cercospora beticola, 1175 nucleotides long. RefSeq names its product cleavage polyadenylation factor RNA-binding subunit YTH1 (gene YTH1). Gene Ontology annotation, molecular function: metal ion binding; RNA binding. Lineage: Eukaryota; Fungi; Ascomycota; Dothideomycetes; Mycosphaerellales; Mycosphaerellaceae. The record is from RefSeq and is a predicted model, not a curated record.